This is a messenger RNA of Oncorhynchus keta (chum salmon), 2137 nucleotides long. RefSeq names its product cysteine protease ATG4B-like. The transcript is spliced from 14 exons. The record is from RefSeq and is a predicted model, not a curated record. Gene Ontology annotation, molecular function: protein-phosphatidylethanolamide deconjugating activity. NCBI's taxonomy places the organism in Eukaryota, Metazoa, Chordata, Actinopteri, Salmoniformes, Salmonidae. The coding region runs from base 42 to 1337 and encodes 431 amino acids.
UUUCUGCCUGUUUGGACAGAUCAACAACACAUUAUGUCGGGAUGGAUGCAGCUACUCUCACGUACGACACACUUGGCUUUGGAGAGUUUGAAGAUUUUCCAGAGACCUCAGAGCCAGUGUGGAUCUUGGGGAAAGAAUUCAACGCACUCACAGAAAAGGAAGACAUUCUUGCAGAUGUCACUUCACGACUAUGGUUCACCUACAGAAAAAACUUCCCGCCCAUUGGAGGGACAGGGCCUACGUCCGACACAGGCUGGGGCUGCAUGCUGCGAUGUGGACAGAUGAUCCUAGGCGAGGCCCUGGUCUGCAGGCAUCUAGGCCGAGACUGGAGAUGGGUGAGAGGCCAGCCUCAGAGAGGACAGUACAUCAGUAUCCUCAACGCCUUCCUUGACAAGAAAGACAGCUACUAUUCUUUACAUCAAAUUGCCCAGAUGGGAGUCGGGGAGGGGAAGGCUAUAGGCCAGUGGUACGGACCCAACACAGUGGCACAGGUACUGAAGAAACUAACUGUGUUUGACUCGUGGAGUUGUCUGGCGGUACAUGUUGCUAUGGACAACACCGUGGUGAUGGAGGAGAUCAAGCGGUUGUGUAUGCCCUGGCUGGACUAUGGUGGAGCAGCGUGUGCAGAGCCCCUGGGGUGGAUGCCAAAGCAUAACGGCUGCCCGGAGGGGGCCUGUGCCCUGGCUGAGGAGGAGACGGCUCUCUGGAAGCCCCUGGUCCUUCUCAUCCCUCUCAGGCUGGGCCUGAGCGACAUCAACAAGGCCUACAUCGAGACCCUGAAGCAAUGCUUUCAGCUGCCCCAGUCCCUGGGUGUCAUCGGAGGGAAACCCAACAGUGCCCAUUACUUCAUAGGCUAUGUUGGAGAGGAGUUGAUCUACCUGGACCCCCACACCACCCAGCCUGCAGUAGAGCCCUGUGAGGACAGCCAGGUCCCCGACGACACUUACCACUGUCAGCAUCCGCCGUGCCGCAUGCACAUCUGUGAAAUAGACCCCUCCGUCGCAGUGGGUUUCUUCUGCCGAACGGAGGACGACUUCGAUGACUGGUGCAUGCGUAUCCGAAAGUUGUCCCACACUAGAGGAAGCCUGCCCAUGUUUGAGCUGGUAGACUGCCAACCAUCUCACUUCGCCUGCUCUGUAGACGUGCUCAACCUCACUCCGGGUGAGGCUGGGAUUCAGUCAGAGGUGCGUUGUGGACAAGCGCAUUGCACUACCGACAAAGCGCCUUUUAAAGGCAAUUUCCCUGAUGUUCGCGGAGAUCGCGUUCACGAUUUCUCAGACCGGUCGGAGCGCUUCUUUGAUUCUGAGGAUGAAGAGUUUGAGAUCCUGUCCCUGUGAUGAACAGGAGGAAUACAGUUACUAUCUGUCCUGGCAGAAACGCCCGACGAUUCUUCUCUGUAUCAGAAGGGAAGCCAAUAGGGGACAGGAGAUGACCGGUGACAUCACUAGCCCAGUCUGGCACCGAUGGUGUAGUGAUGUGUCAAACAGUUGUCUUCUGGUCAGUCACCUGGUGCUCUCCGUGUCCAAUGAGGAGACUCCUUGCUGCGAGGUGGUACCAGGUAGUGCUCUCCGUGUCCAAUGAGGAGACUCCUUGCUGCGAGGUGUUACCAGGUAGCAGGAGCUCUCGGGAAACAUUCAGUGCUACGUGCAUCUUCACAUUGGUUCUCCAUUUUAAGUCUGAACACAUAAUAUAUUUCCUUUAAGCCAGGGGUGAUAAACUCAUUGCGUGGAGGGCUGAGUGUCUGCAGCUUUUUUCCCCCAUAUUCAAUUAAGACCUAGACAAAUAGGUGACGGGAGUUCCUUACCUAAAUUAGUGACCUUUUUUAAUUCAUCAAAUCAAUUACAAGGGUGAUGUGGAAAAAAUAAAAAACAGACACUCGGCCGUCCGUGGAAUGAGUUUAACAUGUGUGCUUUAAUAUGGUGCCUUUCUCCCCCCUCUCCCCUAAACUGAAUUACCAUAACACACAACGAUGUCUUUAGGAACUUGGUUGACUCUCUGUCCACGUGUAUUGACUGAUGUAAAUUGUAAAUCAAAAUGUGGUUGAGUGAAAUUUUGCAGACAAAGUAGAUUUGCUUGUAUUAUAAUUUGUUUUCUUGAGAGUACCAUUUUAUAUCUUAAAAACAAUCUCUGUACUAAA